Molecule: messenger RNA, 4796 nt
Organism: Mesocricetus auratus (golden hamster)
Lineage: Eukaryota; Metazoa; Chordata; Mammalia; Rodentia; Cricetidae
Gene: Zscan29
Product: zinc finger and SCAN domain containing 29
Exons: 5
Coding region: 15-2534 (839 amino acids)
Biological process (GO): regulation of transcription by RNA polymerase II
Cellular component (GO): nucleus
Molecular function (GO): RNA polymerase II cis-regulatory region sequence-specific DNA binding; DNA-binding transcription factor activity, RNA polymerase II-specific
Source: RefSeq, a predicted model, not a curated record
UUCUGCUGUGAAGGAUGGCCAAACCCACUCUGAGAGGAAACGGCACUAACUCUGAAUGCUUACGACAGCGCUUCAGGGGAUUCCUUUACCAAGAGGUGGCCGGACCACGGGAGGCUUUCAGCCAACUAUGGGAACUGUGCUGUGGAUGGCUAAGGCCAGAGGCGCGCUCCAAGGCGCAGAUUGUGGAAUUGUUGGUGCUAGAGCAGUUCCUGACUGUGCUGCCUGGGGAGAUCCAGAACUGGGUACAAAAGCAAUGUCCAGAGAAUGGAGAGGAGGCAGUGACACUGGUGGAAGACUUAGAAAGAGAGCCUGGCCGACCUGGACAUUCGGUCACAGUCUCUGUGAAGGGGCAGGAAAUGCACUCGGAGAAGAUGACACCCCUGAAAUCAUCACAGCAGUUAUUAAGUGUUCUUCAAGAGUCAGUGGAACCCCAGCCCAGGGGUGUAUCCAAGAAAGAGGGGGCAAGAAGCCCAGCCCUGGGACUACAGGAGCAGAUGAACCCAAAGGAGAAUCUCAGACCUUUUCAAAGGAGCGGAUUUCCAUUUCCUAAAUCUGAUGUAGUCUCCAGGUUGGAUCAAGGAGGGCCAUGGAUCCCAGAUCUGCUCAGCUCCAAGGAAAAAGAUGUCCCAAAAAGCAACAGCACAGGAGACAAACAAGUUUAUCCUGAUCCAUUACUAUCUAGGAGAGAUAAAAGUAACUGGGUAGAACAGGAUCACUGGGGCUUUGAUGAUGAGAAGGUGGUGGGAGUUCACUGGGGCUAUGAAGAGACUAGAACACUCCUUGCAAUUCUCAGUCAGACUGAAUUUUAUGAAGCUCUCCAAAACUGCCAUAGGAACAGCCAAGUGUAUGAGGCUGUAGCUGAGAAGCUGCGUGAGUAUGGCUUCCUCAGGACCCUGGAACAGUGCCGGACCAAGUUCAAAGGCCUUCAGAAAAGCUACAGGAAAGUCAAGAGUGGUCAUACACCUGAAACAUGUCCCUUCUUUGAGGAGAUGGAAGCCCUGAUGAGUGCCCAGGUCAUUGCAUUGCCUAUUAGUAGCAUGGAAGAGGCCACUUUCCAAUCUGGCCAGACAGACACUGAGACUGAGGAGCCAGGACAGAGGGUCUGGCAGCAUGAGGAUGGAGAAGAGACGGUGGCUGAAGGGUCUGACAGUAAUGACCUGAAGGCAGUCCCCCAGGACACUGACAACCCACCUGCAUCUGUCCUCUUCCGAAGCCCAAGUGGUGUUCACUGGGGCUAUGAAGAAACCAAGACUUACCUUGCAAUCCUUAGUGAGACUCAGUUCUAUGAAGCCCUUCAGAACUGUCACCGCAAUAGCCAGUUAUAUGGAGCAGUUGCUGAGAGAUUAUGGGAAUAUGGCUUCCUUAGGACCCCAGAGCAAUGUCGGACCAAAUUUAAAAGCCUACAAACCAGCUAUCGGAAAGUCAAGAAUGGUCAAUCACCAGAAACCUGCCCCUUCUUUGAAGAAAUGGAUGCUCUGGUCAGUGCCCGAGCUGCUGUCCCACCUAGUGAUGACCAGGAAAAAGAAACAGCUUCUUGCUACCUCCAGGAAACCAGUGAAGCUGAAGCUGAGAAGCAAGCCGAGGACACAGAAGAAGAUUCAGAUGAUGAAGAUGAUACUGAGAUACCCCCUGGGGCUGUUGCAACCCGUGCCCCAGUCUUAUUCCAGAGCCCCAGUGGUUUUGAGGCUGGAUUUGGUAAUGCAGAGAAUCUAAAACGAGAUAUUUCUGAGGAAGUACAGCUGCAUAGGACAUUAAUUGCAAGAUCUGAAAGGAAAAUUUCCCGUCAUGUUAAUCAAGGUAAAGCUAGUAAGAAUGAAUGUUUAUCAGCAAACCAGUGGGAAAAGACUCAAAGAGAAAAAAAAAGAAAACUGGCACUCCCAGAGAAGAGUAUAGGUACAGUCCUGACUUAUCAGAGACCAGGCUUGGGAGACAGACCCUAUAAAUAUCUCAGAUAUGGCAAAAGCUUUGGCCCAAACUCCCAUCUCCUGUAUCAAGUGUCUCAUCAGGUAGAGAAUCCAUAUAAAUGUGCUGACUGUGGGAAAAGCUUCAGUCGGAGUGCACGCCUCAUCAGACACCGAAGAAUCCACACUGGAGAAAAACCUUAUAAGUGUCUUGACUGUGGGAAAGGUUUCCGUGACAGUUCCAAUUUCAUUACCCAUCGGAGAAUCCACACAGGAGAAAAGCCUUAUCAGUGUGGUGAAUGUGGGAAACGCUUCAAUCAGAGCUCAAGCCUUAUAAUUCACCAGAGAACCCACACAGGAGAAAAGCCUUACCAGUGUGAAGAGUGUGGGAAAAGUUUCAAUAACAGUUCCCAUUUCAAUGCACAUAGGAGGACACACACAGGAGAGAGACCCCAUGUGUGUCCUGACUGUGGUAAGUGUUUUAGUAAGAGCUCUGACUUACGUGCACAUCACAGAACCCACACAGGAGAGAAACCUUAUGAGUGCCACGAUUGUGGCAAGUGCUUCAGUAAGAGCUCUGCCCUUAAUAAACACGGAGAGAUCCAUACACGGGAAAAGCUGCUGUCCCAGUAAGUGAGCUCCUGAGGCAAGGCCUCUCCUGUCUGUGCUCAACUGGCUCAGGAGGCACUUCUCAGGGUUUCUGCCAUUGUCUGUUCCUACGCUUCCCAAAUGUAGCCGAGUCAGAUGUCAGGGUUUAAAGAUGAACUGAUGGUAAUGACGUCUUCCCUCGAGGUGCCUGUGCUGUUCCCUUUGAGAGAUAUGAUAGUAUAUCCUGUGUGUGUCUUCUAUCACUCCUGUCAUUCAGUGCACUUCAGCUGGAAAAUGCAUCUCAGCACUUUGUCAAAGUUGUGAGAAUGCUCAUUAAUUGGGGCCAUCCUGCUCACUUACACUUGUGAGAAUACUCUUCAUUUAUCUUUAAGGAGAGUUUAAAGUCCUUCUUGGUUCUAUCUUUUUCCAAGAAUCUGGGGCUAGGGAUGUAGUUUAGUGGUAGAGCACUUGCCUAGUAUGCACAAGGUCCUGGGUUCAAUCCUGAGUAACACACAGAGACAGAGAGACAGAGGUUGAAUCAGGGAAACACUGUAAGCCUUUUAUAAACACUGAAUUUCUUAGUUUCUUCUAGAUUCUACAUGGGUUGUAAUAGAAUAUACUGUAUUUAUAGCAUCUUGUUUGAUUUUCUCUUUUCCUCCUCUUCAUCUAAAUUUCAUCUGUCCCUUAUGGACUAAAAGCCAAAAGAGCACACUAGAUGGAUGUGGUGACAGAAAGAGCACUUAAAGCUACCAAUUGUCUAUUUUUCCUACACUCCACAUACAUAUUCCACAUCAGCCUAUAGGUGCUCAAUACUAAUUGCAAGGAGCAGAACCACUGCCACAUUCCCAUAUAUAGGUCAAAUAUACUUUACCCUAAAUGACAGGGAAGAUGGUGGAGCUAUCAAUCUGCACACACACACACACACACACAUACUCACUCAACUAUACAAAUAAAAGUAUCUAUUUAAAUACAAAAGUAAUUAUGGCUUUCUUUUUUGCUUGUUUGUUUUGGUUUUUCAAGACAGGGUUUUUCUGUGAAACAGUUCUAGCUGUCCUGGAACUCACUCUAUAGACCAGGCUAACCUUGAACUCAGAGAUCCACCUGCCUUUGCCUCCGGAGUGAUGGGAUUAGAGGUUUGUGCCCCAACCCAUGGCUGAUGGAUUUUCAAAAUUAGGUGGUUUGAAUUAAUUUCCACAUAUUCAUAGACUUAUGAUAAACCCUAUAUAAGCAGAACAGUCCCUACCCUUGUCCUUAUACUGGAAAACAGAUAGUACAUGGACAGAUAAGUACAAAUAUAUAGUUUCAUCAUUUAUUUUUUAAAGACGGGGUCUCACUGGCUGACCUGGAACUCACUAUGGAGAUUACACUAGCCCUGAACUCACAGAGAUUUGGCUGCCUCAGUCUUCAAAGUGUUAGGUUUGUAUUACUCACCAUGAUAGGUUUUAACAUAGCUUGCUCUGAGAAAAACCUGGAAAGCACUUUUUCAGAAAACAGUAGCAUUGAAAUGAAGAAAAGCAGAUAAAUUAUAGUGAGAUAGACUUUGUAAAACGAGUUGUAAAAUUGGUGCUAGGUGGGUAAGAUGUGGGAAGACAUCGAAGCAAAGGACUAAAGCUUGAAGCAGGAAAAACCUAAUAAGUGUAUGAUACAGCUGUACAGUAGGCAGAGAAUCAGCAGAGACAGGGAGUGCUAGAGUGAGACCCUGUACUGUGCUUACUGAAGACAGGACAGCAGCUUGGCUCAGAGGAAAAUGAGUUUUAGACUAGCUCCUUUGAGAGACAAACAUCAGAAAUUAGCAUCUAUUGAAGAUACUUUUGACGAGCAGGUCAGAGAAAAGAUGGCCGAGAUCUGGAAUAACUAACUUUCAUGUUUUACUUUUAUUAGAUACCCAUAACUAGAUUAACAUCUGAGGUAGUAGUAAGGAGAUAAGACUUAAAAGAUGUAUUAGGAUGAAUAAUUAACUAAGGUCCUGGUAUUAAGGAAUCCUAAAAGAACUAAAAAUUAAGGGAAUAUGGUAUCUUAAUUAUGCUGCCUAAGCAAGCAGGAAGAUAUAAGAAACCCCUGUCUAAAGCAGGUCCUCAGGGUCUGAGAUGGCUUUGGAAGUGAACUCAAUGUCAAGGAAAAUGGGGAUUAUUGUCUUUAGCAUUAAUCUGUGUAUAGUACUGUGGGAAAGGCAUAAGGGUAUUAGUAAACAUGGAUCCAAAUGUCUUGUGUGUAUGUUAAACUGCUGUUUCUCUUCCUGUGAAACAGAGUAAUGUUUACACCAAGUCUGCCUCUCAGGGAUUAUGCUAAUAAAAGUUAUGUCCACAA